This is a messenger RNA of Phragmites australis (common reed), 1605 nucleotides long. RefSeq names its product FAD synthetase, chloroplastic-like. Gene Ontology annotation, molecular function: FMN adenylyltransferase activity; protein C-terminal S-isoprenylcysteine carboxyl O-methyltransferase activity. The record is from RefSeq and is a predicted model, not a curated record. Gene Ontology annotation, biological process: C-terminal protein methylation; riboflavin biosynthetic process. The transcript is spliced from 6 exons. Gene Ontology annotation, cellular component: endoplasmic reticulum. Lineage: Eukaryota; Viridiplantae; Streptophyta; Magnoliopsida; Poales; Poaceae. Bases 1 to 1233 code for a protein of 410 amino acids.
AUGGAGAAGGGCGAAAGAGUCAGGGAGGACGAGGAGUUGGGAUGGAUCGAGUGGGGGCGGGAGGGGGAGGCAAGGCAAGGGCGAGCGGCCGGAGAGGCAGCCGCCACCCGCCAGCCAGCAAGCGCGGCGAAGACGACGACGCGGCCCGCAAAAGAAACAGGCGCCCCCCGCGCGUGGUGGGAUGGAGAGGGGCGCUGCCGAGCCCCGUCCCCGGCGCCCCAGCGGCGGCCUCUCCUCCGCUCCCUCCUGCCGCCCGCGCGGCGCUUCAGUCAAAACAGGCUUCUAGACAUGAAGAAGGGACAGAGUAGGAACUCUCUCAAGGCCUUCAGUUCAUCUGGUUAUUCAGGGGUCAGACUGAACAAUGGCGAUUUAGUCAACGAUAAGCUCCUAAUAGACUGUGGAGAAGAUCAAGAUUGUGUGCUCGGUGGCAUAGUUGCCCUGGGAAAGUUUGAUGCCCUUCACAUUGGGCAUCGGGAAUUGGCAAUGCAUGCUUCUAAAGCUGGGACGCCAUUUCUUCUUUCUUUUGUGGGAAUGGCUGAAGUGCUUGGCUGGACGUAUAGGCUUCCUAUAGUUGCUCAAUGUGAUCGGAAGCGAGUCCUUUCCUCUUGGGCUCCAUAUUGUAGGAAUGUGGUACCUCUUGAAUACCAAGUCAAGUUUUCAAAGGUCAGGUACCUGACUCCAAGUCAAUUUGUUGAGAGGUUAUCAAAGGAUCUUAGAAUAAAUGGUGUUGUAGCAGGUGAAAACUACAGAUUUGGCUACAAAGCAUCUGGUGAUGCAGCUGAGUUAGUGAAACUAUGUGAGGAAUUUGGUUUAAGCGCAUUCAUUGUACGGGCUGUCAUGGACACAGCAAAAAGAUCUCAUAAUGGAGUAGCAGCCACUAUAAAUUCAAGCGAUAAAGGACAGGUUUCUUCCAGUCGCGUCCGCCAUGCGUUAGCUAUGGGUGAUAUGGAAUACGUCUCUGAAUUACUAGGGAGGAAACACCGCCUUGUGGUAAUGGUUAACCAAGACUGCCUUCGUGAAAGGAACCGGAUCAUACUCCCAAAUCCUUGCAUGUUGAACAUGCCACCAGCUGAAGGUCUGUAUGAAAAUUGUGACCUUGUUAAUGGAGAGUACCUUGGACCAUGUAGGGUGAUCAUUAACUCUGACACCAUAGUCAUUGAGAUGAAAGAUGAGAACAGUUCAUCACCAAAUCCUAUUCAAGAAAUUUGGCAAUUAGGCAUUGAGUUUGGAUAAUGGUGGGAGUCCAUUUUUUGCAUUUGCCAUCUUUUGGAGAUUGCUGCCAAAAGGAGAGGACAUAAUCUCCAAAAGAUGGCAAAUUCGAGAUCAGUCCAAAGUUACCACACAUACAGCAAAGGACUGGGGAGUCGAAAGUGGCAUUUUUUGACCUGGAUUGGCAAUAAGAAUUGGCCGACUUCUGACAAAGCUGCAUCUAUUGAAAUGAAUACAUGGAAAGGGUUCGUCUUGCAACAUCACAUUUGUAGCUUAUACAUUGUUGUUUAUACAUUGAUAGGGAACAUGGUUGGUCAUUUGUCAACAUUGUAGCAUCUGUUGUUACUCGAAUUAUAAUGAGAACUUGAUUCUGACAAAACAUUUGAUAUUCUUCCA